This is a messenger RNA of Colletotrichum lupini, 255 nucleotides long. RefSeq lists its product as uncharacterized. The record is from RefSeq and is a predicted model, not a curated record. Lineage: Eukaryota; Fungi; Ascomycota; Sordariomycetes; Glomerellales; Glomerellaceae. The coding region runs from base 1 to 255 and encodes 84 amino acids. The transcript is spliced from 3 exons.
AUGGCUAAAGCGCUGUUGGUUUCUCGGACAAGGAUGCGAAAAAAGACAGGACCCGGAGAUUGCUUAGUAUCCCACGUUCCUUUGGACCCCUUCCGUCAGUCAGGUAGCUUCACACAAGCUGUGAACGGCUGGCGGGGUUCCGAGAGUUCGGUCGAGCAGGUAUAUCAGCUCAAGGUUCCUGCAUUUAGGUCGGGAUUUGGAGCGUCACUGCCUGUCAGUCUACGAAAGCUCCAGUGCAGCUUCGACCUUAUGUAA